Chilo suppressalis (striped riceborer) is the source of this 4270-nucleotide messenger RNA. The record is from the annotation of a GenBank genome assembly. Lineage: Eukaryota; Metazoa; Arthropoda; Insecta; Lepidoptera; Crambidae.
AUUAGUACGCCCGUUCCGCGUCCGUCUUUUUAAUUAUUCGCAAAUCUUCUAGUGUACACUCAAUACAUAUUUUUGCCAAAUCUCGAUACUGAGAGCGUAUCAAAUGGCUCCAGGAGUGAUUCAGAAUCCCGAUACUAUAAUUAAUAAUCCCCUUGACGUCAUUGCAAACAAUCAUAGCAGGGACUUGUUCAACGAAUUUUUGGCAUCGAAUACGGUAAUAAAGGCAUGCCCAAUCGAUCAUUUUAACGUCGAGGCUGAUUUAAAUGAGCAGAAUGCUGUAGAAGAUAAGAAACCAGAAGUGAAAAAACCUAUUCGGAAGGUCAUAAGGCCUAAAGUGCUUAAGAAUUACGAGUCCGGAGACUAUCUGUAUGAUCGCCUGUACGACUCUGAUUGCCCUCGUGUGCCCACACUAUGCAACGAAAAAUCGUGCUUGGGAAGCGUCAUGGCCAUCCCCGGUCGCGGAGACGUGCCGAGGGAACAGGAAGAGGUCCUCAACGAUGCAAAAGACUUCUUCGGACAAUACUUCGCUUCAAUCAGAAGAGCUAACACACCAGCCCAUGAGGCCCGCUGGAAGGCGGUGCAGGAGGAAGUUGCGAAGACCGGCACAUACCAGCUGACUACCACCGAGCUGGUAUUUGGAGCUAAGCUAGGUUGGAGGAACGCCAGUCGCUGUAUAGGGAGGAUACAGUGGUCUAAACUGCAGGUUUUCGACUGCAGACAAGUGACGACUACAAGCGGCAUGUUCGAAGCGCUCUGCAAUCACAUCAAGUACAGUACAAAUAAAGGAAACAUUAGGUCAGCGAUAACUGUAUUCCCGCAACGCACGGACGGCAUGCACGACUACAGGAUAUGGAACAGCCAGUUGAUCAGUUACGCAGGAUACCGGCAACCUGACGGCACUGUUCUUGGGGAUCCUAUGCACUGCGAGUUUACGGAGCUAUGCCUGAAACUUGGUUGGAAACCUACUCGCACUGCUUGGGACAUUUUGCCUCUUGUUUUGUCCGCUAACGGGAAGGACCCCGACUAUUUCGAGAUCCCAAGGGAACUUGUAAUGGAGAUACACAUGACUCAUCCCACGCAUGAUUGGUUCGAGGAGCUAGAACUUCGUUGGUAUGCAUUACCAGCUGUAUCCAGCAUGAGAUUCGAUUGUGGUGGUAUAGAGUUCACUGCCAAUGCCUUCAAUGGCUGGUACAUGAGUACUGAGAUCGGCUGCCGCAACUUUUGUGAUACAAACAGGCUAAACAUGUUAGAGAAAGUUGCUCAGAAGAUGGGUCUAGACACGAGGACACCAGUGAACCUCUGGAAAGACAAAGCUUUAGUAGAAGUAAACGUAGCUGUUUUGCAUAGCUUCCAACAGCAAAACGCGACCAUCGUCGACCACCAUACUGCUUCGGAGAGUUUCAUCAAGCACCUUGAUAAUGAGAACCGGCUCAGGUCUGGCUGUCCAGCCGAUUGGAUAUGGAUUGUCCCACCAAUGUCUUCAUCCAUCACUCCAGUAUUUCAUCAGGAGAUGGCGUUGUAUUAUUUAAGACCAGCAUACGAAUAUCAGGAACCGGCAUGGAAGACGCAUCAAUGGCAGAAGUCUAAGCCAAUAACUGGCAAGAGGCCCAUCAAUAGGAAGUUCCACUUCAAGCAAAUAGCCCGAGCUGUUAAAUUCACAUCGAAACUCUUCGGUCGGGCUCUGUCUAAAAGAAUUAAAGCGACUGUCUUGUACGCUACGGAAACUGGAAAAUCUGAACAGUACGCAAAGGAAUUAGGAGUGAUAUUUGGGCACGCAUUUAAUGCUCAGGUUCAUUGCAUGGCAGACUAUGAUAUAACUUCGAUAGAACACGAAGCUUUACUUUUAGUUGUAACAUCGACAUUUGGAAAUGGCGAUCCACCAGAGAAUGGUGUUGCGUUUGGAGAACAUUUAUGCGAAAUAUUGUAUGCCGACCAAGUAGGAGAUGAUUUAGCGGGGAAUCAAAUGUUGACUCCGAAAUCUUUCAUUAAAGCAAACAGUCAAAUAGAACUACAGCGAUACGGCACAAGCAACCCGAAGACCUUGAGCCGGUUAGAGUCACUAAAAGGAAGCGCAACAGAUGCAACAUCUAUUGAUAGUUUUGGACCACUUAGUAAUGUUCGAUUUGCAGUAUUUGCAUUAGGAUCCAGUGCUUAUCCGAACUUCUGCAAUUUCGGCAAAUAUGUAGAUAAAUUACUAGGGGAACUCGGCGGAGAGCGAAUCCACGAUAUAGCUACUGGAGAUGAGAUGUGCGGUCAAGAUCAAGCUUUCAGGAAAUGGGCAUCGAGUGUUUUCAAUGUUGCAUGUGAAACAUUUUGUUUGGACGACGACGAGACUCUUCAAGAAGCCAAGAGGGCAUUAGGUACCGUAGCCCUCAGUGAAGAAACAGUCAGAUUCUCUAGGAUGGUCGGCGGCAAACCACCAUCCCUGCCAGCAGCGCUGCAGUCAGCUCUCAACAAACAGUUCGUGUCUUGCACAGUGAAGGCUAACAAAGACUUGGGUGACGCUUCCGCAGAGAGGUCCACGAUUUUCAUUGAUUUAGAACCCAAGGAUGCAAUUAAGUAUGAUCCAGGAGAUCACGUCGGGAUAAUUGCUUGCAAUCGCAAAGAAUUGGUUGAGAGCUUGCUCGCUCGCCUCAAAGAUGUCGAUGACUACGAUGAGCCACUCCAGCUGCAGCUUAUGAAGGAAACGCAUACUUCAAGUGGACCAGUAAAGUCAUGGGAACCCCACGAAAGAUUGCCAGCUUUGAGCGUGCGAGAUUUAUUCACGAGGUUUUUGGACAUCACAACGCCACCGACCACGAUCCUCCUCCAAUAUCUGGCAACGACAUGUGAAAACGAGGAAGAAAAGAGGCAAUUGAACAUUUUGGCGACGGAUCCAGGAUCGUAUGAGGAUUGGCGCCACUUUCAUUUUCCAACCUUGCCAGAGGUUCUGGAACAGUUCACCUCAGCCAGGCCCAGCGCUUCCCUGCUAGCAGCACUACUGUCUCCACUGCAGCCAAGAUUUUACUCAAUAUCUUCAUCGCCCAUAGCACACCCGAAGCGACUACAUUUAACAGUAGCCGUGGUCACUUAUAGAACUCAAGAUGGUGAAGGUCCACUCCACCAUGGUGUUUGCUCAAAUUAUCUGAUGGAUCGUAAACCCGGCGACGAAGUUUAUUUGUUUAUUAGAAGUGCACCAAAUUUCCACCUCCCUCAAGAUCUCUCAGUGCCUCUCAUACUGAUUGGUCCAGGAACAGGUAUUGCUCCGUUUCGAGGCUUUUGGCAUCAUCGCCGGGCAUUACUCAAUUCUCGCAAUCGUUCGACUGCUGGUACGGUUUGGCUGUUCUUUGGUUGUCGAACUAAAACCAUGGACUUGUAUCGAGAAGAAAAGGAGCAGGCACUAAAAGAAGGUGUACUGUCGAAAGUGUUCCUUGCCCUUUCAAGGGAGAAAACCAUUCCAAAGAUGUACGUUCAAGAAGUUGCAGAAAAAGAAGGAAAGGAGAUUCACGAUUUAUUGGUGAAUAAAGGCGCUCACUUCUAUGUGUGUGGUGAUUGUAAAAUGGCAGAGGACGUUCAUCAGAAAUUGAAAGGAAUAAUCAAGAAACAUGGAAAUAUGACUGAUGAUCAAGUACAGAGCUUUAUGUUUGUACUGAAGGAGGAGAAUCGUUACCACGAGGACAUAUUUGGCAUCACACUGCGAACGGCUGAAGUCCACAAUGCUUCGCGUGAGUCAGCACGGCGCAAUCGUGUCGCCGCCCAACCAUGACGCCGGUCCUCGCGCUUCCGUCCCACAACAUUCACCUAGUCUUACGAUUACAACGACAUCACCAUUAUCAUUAACUGCGAUUGAAAAAUUCGCUUAGCUCACUUCGAUUUUAGUUAAUUCUUCUGAGUAUUGAUGCAAAUGUCGGAAUAACUAAGUCACGAUGUAUUAUGAAAUCUAGCAUUCUUUCUUUUCGAGCAGGAUUUGUCACUGGUCACAGUGAGAAUAUAAUAAUAUCUAAUAAUUAUGUUUCUACUUCUGAAAACUCGGUAAAUCUUCGCUAAAAUGCAGCUUCUUCUUGCUUUUAAUACAAGAUUUUGAUUAGAAGUGCAACAGAAAUAAGGAGUUAAUAUACUCGUACCUACUUAUUGUUAUUGUGAUGAUCUCAAAAAAUAUAGUAAUGAUUUUAGUUUCUUAUCGAUCAGUAUUCCAUUUACUGACCGAAAUUUAUAAUAAACGCAAAUAUACUUACAUGCCUGAAAUAUAUUCCUAUAUUACAUAAAAAUAUAAAUUUAACAUAAAAAUAUU